Messenger RNA from Cryphonectria parasitica EP155, 1311 nucleotides. RefSeq lists its product as uncharacterized. Lineage: Eukaryota; Fungi; Ascomycota; Sordariomycetes; Diaporthales; Cryphonectriaceae. The record is from RefSeq and is a predicted model, not a curated record. The transcript has a single exon. The coding region runs from base 1 to 1311 and encodes 436 amino acids. Gene Ontology annotation, biological process: cytoplasm to vacuole targeting by the Cvt pathway; intra-Golgi vesicle-mediated transport. Gene Ontology annotation, cellular component: COG complex.
AUGGCCGAUCUUUUAUACGACCUGCUAGCAUCACAGCCCGGUGCCGACCUGCCCAAGACACCCAGUGAUCAGACCUCCUUGGACUACCUGAAGCACCUGGCCGCUCAGCCUCUGUCCUCUCUAGACAGGACUGAGCCCCAGUCAAUUUCUCAAUCCUCUCAUACCCUCCUCAUAUCUCUUCAGUCCUUGUCCAAAAGGUCAUACAAGCCCAUCAUUGAAUCCGCAUCUCAUCAUGCUUCGUUACAGACGGCCCUUCCAGCACUGGCCAGCAGCACAGCAGAGCUGCGGCAUGCCAUACCGAGAUUGGACAACGAGGCCGUGAAAUUCUCAAGCACAUACAACAAGGCCAGCGAGAAUGAUGUACUGGCGAGGAGAAAACGGGCCCUACUUCUGUCAAGGAAUGUCGAGCGUCUCGUGGAUGUACUGGAGCUACCCACCUUACUGAAUUCGGCCAUCUCGGCCUCACCACCGAAUUACUCCUCGGCAUUGGAUCUCAAUGGUCACAUACGAAGACUACAUUCUCUCUAUCCCACCUCGCCGCUGAUCGCAUCUAUAUCAGCGCAGGCAGACGAGGCAAUGAAGACGAUGGCAGCGAACCUGGUACUCUCGUUGAAAGCACCGGGCCUGAAACUAGCCGCCUCAUUACGGACCAUCAGCUGGCUACGGAGGGUACUUCCUGACCUUGAGACGGCUGGGUCCCAAGACAAGAGCCAUGGCUCGCAGGACAGAGUCUUGGGCGCGGUGUUCCUCGUGUGCCGCCUUGCCACGCUCUUGAACAUGCUUGAUGCGCUGGAUCCACUGAAGGAACUCGCGGACCAGGAGAAGACACGACAAAAGUCAAUCGGCAGCGGAAACGCCUGGUCAGGAGGCCAGCAGACGGAGAGGUACCUGAAGCGGUAUAUUGAGAUAUUCCGCGAGCAGAGUUUUGCAAUCGUAUCCAUGUACAGGAGCAUAUUCCCAGCGACCUCCGAUGCACCAGCUCCUGCGAGCGGAAAGGAGGACCCCCUCGAGCCGCUACCAUCGUCUCUGUCAACCUUUCCGCUAUAUCUUGUCGACAUGCUACUCGAGACCUUGCGGCUAUACCUUCCAACCGUCAAGGAUCAAGCAUCAAGAGAUAGUCUGUUGACGCAGGUUUUGUACUGUGCCGGUAGCUUGGGCCGGCUGGGAGGUGACUUCGGGUUGUUCUUGGCAGGCUUAGACCUUGGAAGUGAGGCAGAGGAGGAGUGGGUAGAGGUCGUGAGGCGACAUCGACAAUUGGCUGGACGCCUGGAGUCCAUUGUCGGAGACUUCAAAGAGAAGACAACCAAAUAG